Messenger RNA from Gorilla gorilla gorilla (western lowland gorilla), 3513 nucleotides. RefSeq names its product coiled-coil domain containing 181 (gene CCDC181). The record is from RefSeq and is a predicted model, not a curated record. The transcript is spliced from 6 exons. NCBI's taxonomy places the organism in Eukaryota, Metazoa, Chordata, Mammalia, Primates, Hominidae. Gene Ontology annotation, molecular function: microtubule binding. The coding region runs from base 1794 to 3323 and encodes 509 amino acids.
GCUCUCCUAGUUAGAGAGGCCCGGAUGGAGGACGCAGAGGCACGCUGUUGCCAUGGCAGUGUCGUCCUGGCUGCCGCGGAGGCAGGUGCCGGGGUCUCCUUUGCCUCAGUGUGAAGAGCUUAGAAAGAGGAGGAGAGGAGAACUCCCCCGGCCAUCUCUGUGAUCCCAGCCGCCGCAUUUUACACAGGCAGGAGGGAUAUAGAGGGAGAGAAGGGAAGGACGAUGCGGAGAUGUUAAUGGUGGGAUAGAGGGUAAAGGUAUAAACGUCUGGUAUAGCUGGGAGAGAAGGUAGGUAGUGAGGGAAGAAGCUUUCUGGUGCUGCCUUAUCCUCUGGAGUCCGAGGUCCACCGAGUCUGGCACUGGUGGGGAAGUCUGGUAACACCUUGCUUCACUGUGUAUGAAGGAUACUCGUCUGAGGGUAGCUUAGACUAAGUUUUUGUCAUAUUCUUUCCCCUCUCAAAGUUCUUGAACGUGGAAAGUAAUAAUUUUGUCCCUGGGAGAAAAAGUCACUCCCGAAAUUGUAGCUUCCAUGAGGAGGCAAUGGUAUUCAUUUCGUUGGUGGUACCUUGGGAUCCUGAAUACAGAUUAAAAUUAUCACCUAAAGUCCAUAAAAUAUUUAUCAUCAUACUUUGUGACAGUUUAUGAUUUUUUAAAAACUUACUUAUAGGAUCACAGUCUUGGCAGGAUACACAGGAAUAAUGGGCCAGAUGGUUUCAUGAUGUAUGGAUUAGUUUUUGCUUAAGUACUUACUUUAUAUUAAAAGGCAUUCUCUUUGACAUGCUUUCAGUUCUUAGAUUUUUAAGCAAGCAUAUGUUUAAAACGCUGUAAGAUGGGACUCAAUUAUUUGAACUAUUUUUUGAAUAUCCUGAAUUCUGGAAGAAAGUUAUCAAAAUUAUGUAUACAUAUGGACUUGGUUUAAGACUCCUACUGAAACAUCGGCAGUUCACCUAUCCACAUGGGAUUUACCAGACACUCAGGGAGGAAGGAAUUUAUUUACGUCUCUUACUACAGUUCUGUAUUAAGAGGGUAGAGCUGGUCUAAGCCACUUACCUAGAUUUUUACUGAUGAUAAAUGUUGAAAUUUAAAUGUGUGAAACUCACAAGCAUAAAGUAGGAAGUGUUAAGUGAUUUUGUUUGUAUAAGAUGUAUUUUUGUUCUAGCUUGUUGAUUCUGUACCAUAUGGACAGUACCCUGGAGAUGAAGAUUAAAAGAAUUGAAGGGGUUGAAUAUCCUGUGACGCAUUUGAAAAAGGCUUAAGGGAUUUGAUAACCAGAGUUUGUAAUUUAUGUUCUUUGUUUACUUGAGAACCAGCCAUGAGGGUUUUUUUUUGUUUUGAAGUUUCAAGAAAAGAAUUGCACUUCAGAUUUGACGCGACUUAAUUUACUUUUCAGAGCUACCUUAACUAUGGCUUUUUUUCCUUUGAAUUAUGGCAUAAUAGUAUGACUUAAAGACCCCUAACCUGUUAAAUUUUUAAUUACUGUGCUUUUAUUAUACAGAUUUUAUGUUUUCAUUUUAAAUUUUAGUUUUCAUGUGUGUGGGAUUCUCUGUAAACAAUAAAACAUCUACUAAAGUCUUCAGGCAACCAUUUAUUUAUAAGUUCAGAACUAUGUUUAUCAUAAAAUAAGGGAAAGCACUGAAGAGUUCCAAAGAAAUAUUCUUAUAAUAUUUAUGUAACUCAAACAUCUUAAAAUAAUAAAUUUCAAGAUCCCUGCUCUGAAAAGAAAACUGAUUAUUCCAAGGCAUUGUGACUGUGAAAAGUACUAUUUUUACUCAUAUUUCCUUCACAAACAGAAAAUGAAUGAAAAUAAAGAUACUGAUUCAAAGAAAAGUGAAGAAUACGAAGAUGACUUUGAAAAGGAUCUGGAGUGGUUAAUUAAUGAAAAUGAAAAAAGUGAUGCCAGCAUAAUAGAGAUGGCUUGUGAGAAGGAAGAGAAUAUUAACCGAGACUUAAAAGAGAAUGAGACAGGAAUGGAGCACACCAAACGACAUUCUGAUCCUGACAAAUCUUUGCAGGAUGAGGUUUCACCAAGAAGAAAUGACAUCAUUUCUGUACCAGGUAUUCAACCUUUGGAUCCCAUAUCAGAUUCAGAUAGUGAAAACUCUUUCCAGGAAUCCAAACUAGAAAGCCAGAAAGACUUGGAGGAGGAAGAGGACGAGGAAGUAAGGAGAUAUAUUAUGGAGAAAAUUGUACAAGCUAACAAGCUUCUACAGAAUCAAGAACCGGUGAAUGAUAAAAGGGAGCGAAAACUUAAGUUCAAGGACAAGUUAGUUGAUUUGGAAGUUCCUCCACUAGAAGACACUACUACUUCUAAAAAUUAUUUUGAAAACGAAAGGAAUAUGUUUGGGAAACUGUCACAAUUAUGUAUUUCCAAUGAUUUUGGACAAGAAAAUGUGCUCCUGUCACUUACUAAUGGAAGCUGUGAAGAAAACAAGGAUAGGACAAUACUGGUAGAGAGAGAUGGAAAAUUUGAACUUCUGAAUUUACAAGACAUUGCCAGUCAGGGGUUUUUGCCUCCCAUUAAUAAUGCAAAUAGUACAGAAAAUGACCCCCAGCAGUUGUUACCCAGAUCUUCCAACUCCUCUGUCAGUGGCACCAAGAAAGAAGAUUCUACAGCAAAGAUUCAUGCUGUCACUCACUCAUCAACAGGAGAGCCGCUGGCUUAUAUCCCUCAGCCACCACUCAACCGCAAGACUUGUCCAAGCUCUGCUGUCAACUCAGAUCGAAGUAAAGGGAAUGGGAAAUCUAAUCACAGGACACAGUCUGCACAUAUCUCACCAGUGACUUCAACAUACUGUCUUUCCCCACGACAGAAAGAACUACAAAAACAACUAGAACAAAAGAGAGAAAAACUGAAAAGAGAGGAAGAGCGACGAAAAAUAGAAGAAGAGAAAGAAAAAAAGAGAGAGAAUGACAUAGUAUUUAAAGCGUGGUUGCAAAAGAAAAGAGAGCAGGUCUUAGAAAUGAGGAGAAUUCAGCGAGCAAAGGAAAUUGAAGACAUGAACAGUAGACAGGAAAACAGAGAUCCACAACAAGCUUUUCGAUUAUGGCUUAAAAAAAAGCACGAAGAGCAGAUCAAAGAAAGACAGACAGAAGAACUAAGAAAGCAAGAGGAAUGUUUAUUCUUCCUUAAAGGAACAGAAGGCCGGGAAAGGGCCUUUAAACAAUGGUUAAGAAGGAAACGGAUAGAAAAAAUGGCAGAGCAACAAGCUGUCAGAGAGAGAACUAGACAGCUCCGACUAGAAGCUAAGCGUUCUAAACAGUUACAGCACCACCUAUAUAUGUCAGAAGCCAAACCUUUUCGUUUUACUGAUCAUUAUAACUGAAAGUUUCUAUUAAAUAUUUCAGUGGGAAUAUUUCAGUGGGCAGCUGCUAUCAAAAUUUUGGAUAUAAUUUCUUAUGGUCUGUGUACUUUGGUUAUAUUCUAAAUUAUGGAAAUGGUAUUUAUCUUUUAUUGACAGUGAAUUUUUUUUUUAAUACUAGAACAAAAUAAAUUUUUUUCUCACAGUGUUGUAA